Molecule: messenger RNA, 368 nt
Organism: Glossina fuscipes
Lineage: Eukaryota; Metazoa; Arthropoda; Insecta; Diptera; Glossinidae
Gene: mRpL34
Product: 39S ribosomal protein L34, mitochondrial
Exons: 2
Coding region: 66-299 (77 amino acids)
Biological process (GO): translation
Cellular component (GO): ribosome; mitochondrial large ribosomal subunit
Molecular function (GO): structural constituent of ribosome
Source: RefSeq, a predicted model, not a curated record
UAUUUCUGACUUUUGCAAAGUUCUACUUUCAACUUCUGAUAAGUUUAAUAAAUUUGAAUGAGAAAAUGUUUACAGGUAUUUUACAAAAAACGUUCACUGUUGUUUCCACUUUGGCAUUUCGUGAAGCCCAUGUUUUCAAUCGAGCUAUACUAAAGCCAAAAGUUAGAUGCCAUUUUCCCAAACCACGUGAAGUGAAGCGUAUUAAUGUCCAUGGUUGGGAUAAACGUAUGUCUACUCCAGAAGGCAGGAGAGUAUUGAUGAGAAGGAUUUUGAAAGGCCGCCAUAAUAUAUCGCAUUAAAUAAAUUAAAAAAUUGUUUUUUCAAAAUUAUGUUUUUUUUUUUUUAGAAAAAUAUGUACACUAAUUUUU